Molecule: messenger RNA, 387 nt
Organism: Ostreobium quekettii
Lineage: Eukaryota; Viridiplantae; Chlorophyta; Ulvophyceae; Bryopsidales; Ostreobiaceae
Source: the annotation of a GenBank genome assembly
AUGGAGCUGCAUCCCUGCAAUGCCGGUGAGGGGACACGAAAGUGGGUGGAGGGUGUGGCGUCGUGCGGGGAGCAACACAUGGCUGGAAUGACCCUGAUGCUGGAAGUGCUAACUGCACAAGGCACACUACAAGCACAUGCACCGCCAGCCGCACAAGCAGGCAGGAAGAGAUGCAGGGGUUGGGGACUUGUAGAGUACAGCCGAGCACAAGACAAGACCUGCAGUUCUGAAAAUUUGCGCAAGGUCAGCCGUAUGUCACUCUGCAGCAUGUUGUUGCUGUCACGCGCGCAGCACAUAGUAACCACACCAGUGAAUGAUUGGACAGAGCGCCCGUUUCAUCGCAUCACGAUUGGACAACGAGACGAUGCUUGCGUAGUGGCAUUGUGA